Lolium rigidum is the source of this 906-nucleotide messenger RNA. Its product is annotated as expansin-B7-like. The record is from RefSeq and is a predicted model, not a curated record. The transcript is spliced from 3 exons. Lineage: Eukaryota; Viridiplantae; Streptophyta; Magnoliopsida; Poales; Poaceae. The coding region runs from base 1 to 906 and encodes 301 amino acids. Gene Ontology annotation, biological process: sexual reproduction. Gene Ontology annotation, cellular component: extracellular region.
AUGUCAUCCUUCUCCGUUGCCGUUGCGACUGCUCUGCUUUUCUGCCUGGCCGCCCAUGGCUGCUGCGCCCCUCCUUCUUCUCCGCCCAGCGCGACCCCUCCUGUCACCACUCCAGCACCGUUCGUGGCGCCUAGUCCGCCCGCGCCAGAUUCUAGCGCCAACGGCACCAAUGCCUACACCGGCGGCUGGCUGGACGCCAGGGCCACCUGGUACGGCGCGCCCACCGGCGCCGGCCCCGACGACAACGGCGGCGCCUGCGGUUUCAAGAACGUCAACCUGCCACCCUUCUCCGCCAUGACAUCCUGCGGCAACGAGCCGCUCUUCAAGGACGGCAAGGGCUGCGGCUCAUGCUACCAGAUACGGUGCGUGGCCCAGAACCACCCGGCAUGCUCGGGCGUGCCGGAGACGGUGAUCAUCACGGACAUGAACUACUACCCGGUUGCCCGCUACCACUUCGACCUCAGCGGCACCGCCUUCGGCGCCAUGGCGCUGCCGGGCCGGAACGACCAGCUCCGCCACGCCGGCAUCAUCGACAUGCAGUUCAAGAGGGUGCCUUGCGUGUACCCGGGCCUGACGGUGACGUUCCACGUGGAGCAGGGGUCGAACCCGAACUACUUAGCGAUCCUGGUGGAGUACGAGGACGGCGAUGGCGACGUGGUGCAGGUGGACAUAAUGGAGUCACGGCCGGACACCACCGGCAAAGAUGGCAUGUCGCCUACGGGGCAGUGGGUGCCGAUGAAGGAGUCGUGGGGAUCCAUCUGGAGGAUGGACACAUGGCACCCCAUGCAGGGGCCCUUCUCUCUGCGCAUCACCAACGAGUCCGGGAAGAUGCUCGUUGCCGACAAGGUCAUCCCCGUCAACUGGGAGCCCAACGCCAGCUACCGCUCCAUCAUCCAAUUCAACUGA